AUGUUCCCAAUGAAAAAGCUGGUGUACAACACGCAGCUAGACGAGCCUUUCCUACCUCCAGAAUACAGGCCUCCAGAGGUUGUUGAUUAUGAAGAAGAGGCUCAUGUAGAGGAAAGGUUCUGUAAGGCAACCACUCUGAUUAUAGUCGUUCUGUUUGUUUGUGGAAUUUUGGCAUUCGGACUAUCGGUUGCGAUUUUGCACUUUUUUGGGACCGGAGAAGAUUCCGAUAUUGGAACAGACAAAACCCCAACAAGCAGCACAAUUGGCAUAAUAGUGAUUCUGAUAUUAUGUGGAAUUUUGGCUCUGGGACUUCCCGCAGCCGUUUGGCGUUAUUAUGAAAAUUUGGAUAGCGAACCAAUGGCUCCACCCACACCUCUGGAAAUACCCGUGCGAGAUGUGGAAAUGACCACGAUUGUCAAUUCAGCACCACCUGUCUAUGAGAAACGAAUAAUCGGAUUCUACGAUGAAUUUGAAUCCAGGGAUAUUCGUAAAAGUCAACUCUCUAAACUAACUCAUGCAAUAAUCGCAUGUGUUCAAAUGACGGAGAGUGGAAGACUUCAAUUCAAGAACAAGACCAUGGAACAAAGAUUUUUGAGUUUGAAUAAAAAAUCGAAAAAUAUGGAAAGCAAUGUAAAAGUGAUGAUUUCAAUCGGAGGAAGCCAAAACUCGGAGCAUUUUUCUACGGUUCUGGGGAGUUGGAGAAGGAAACGAAAAUUCCUGAAAUCCAUUGUCUCAUUCGUAAAAGAUCAUCAAAUCAAUGGCGUUAAUGUAUACUGGGAACAACCAACUGAAUCUAACAAGUUCAGAUACUCCAAAUUUCUUAAGCAGUUGAGAAAAAAGUUGAAUGAAUUGGAAAAGAAAGCUGACCAAAAAUUGGUUCUAUCCAUUGUAGCUCCCCGAGCAGGAAUCGACGGGGAAUCUGGAUUCGAUUUGGAUGGAAUUCUAGAACACGUGGAUUUCAUAAAUGUAUUAUCUAUGGAUUACUAUGCACCAUGGCCUAAUCAAUCGGGGACACCUGCCGGACCAUCAGCUUCGGCGCGAUUUAACCUAGUUUUUUACUGA
This is a messenger RNA of Caenorhabditis briggsae, 1062 nucleotides long. Lineage: Eukaryota; Metazoa; Nematoda; Chromadorea; Rhabditida; Rhabditidae. The transcript is spliced from 5 exons. Gene Ontology annotation, molecular function: chitin binding. The record is from RefSeq and is a predicted model, not a curated record. Gene Ontology annotation, biological process: carbohydrate metabolic process. Bases 1 to 1062 code for a protein of 353 amino acids.